UUCUCAUUCAUUCCCAAAUAGUUUCUAAGCCGGAACAUUUCGCCAGUUCAGGAUAGAUCCAAGGACGUACAGGAUUUUUACACACCACCCACCAUACAUACAUGAUUUUAACCAAUUCGUCAUCACCGUCAUCGCUGCCUCUCAUAGUCUUCAUAGAGUUCAACCGCACUUAAAAUCUUACCUAGGGUUUUUCCUUGGACUAUUUUCUUUUUCCUUUUUAUGCGCCAAUGAAGCCAAUAAGACUUCCGGAGCCGCCAGGGAGCCCGCAACCGAUGAGCGGAUUGGCCGAUGUUUUCGACGGCGACGUUAAAGGCGUUAUCCGACGAGCUGUCAUCAUUGGCAACGGUUACCCGGCAUCGGAAAAUCAGAGUGUUGGGUUGGUUCGCGCCCUCGGUUUAUCUGAAAAUCAAACUCUCUAUUUUUCAGGCCAAACGUUUCUGCCUUACUUGCUGCGUUUUAUGCUUAUAAGGAACUUCGAAUUGGUGAGUACAUACAAAAGAGUGAAAAGGAGUGAGCUUGAGGACAAGGCCAUAGAAGCUUUACGAGUUACGAGACCGACGGGAGGUAUCAAUGAGUGGCUGCACUGGCUCCCGGUUUCUGUUCACAAAAAGUUGUACUAUAUAUUUAGCCAGAUAUAUGGAUAUUCGCAAAUUUUUAUUGCUAGAAGAGGGACGAAGCAAACUCCUUUCCCCAGGGAGAAUGGUGUCGGUGUAGGUUUGUCAAUGGUGCUGGAAGCUGAUGUGAAGAAUAUUGUCAAACUAGCCAAAGAAACUUUUGAGAAGGAUGGUCCUCUACUUGUGGUAGCAUCUGGCAGAGAUACCAUUUCAACUGCAAGCUCUAUAAAAAGAUUGGCAUCUGACAAUGUGUUUGUUGUCCAGAUUCAGCAUCCAAGAUCCCGUUUAGACAGGUUUGAUAUGGUGAUAACACCAAUGCACGAUUAUUACCCAUUUACUCCUGAAGCACAGCGACAGGUUCCUCGCCUUUUCCGGAAAUGGAUUACGCCCGAUGAACCUCCUAAUGAACGUGUUGUCCUCACAGUAGGAGCCCUCCAUCAGGUAGAUUCUGCCGCACUACGAAGUGCAGCUAUCGCCUGGCAUGAUGAGUUUGCACCUCUCCCCAAGCCUUUGCUGGUUGUGAACAUUGGAGGGCCCACAAGGUACUGCAGAUACAGCACGGACCUCGCAAAACAAUUAUCAGCGUCUCUGCAUAAUGUCCUCACAAGCUGUGGAAGUGUGAGAAUAUCUUUCUCAAGGAGAACACCAGAAAAGAUUUCUAACACAAUAAUUAAAGAAGUCGGAACUCAUACAAAAAUCCACAUAUGGGAUGGUGAAGGACAGAAUCCGCACAUGGGACAUCUGGCCUGGGCUGAUGCUUUUGUAGUCACUGCUGAUUCGGUUAGCAUGUUGAGUGAGGCUUGCAGUACAGGGAAGCCUGUUUAUGUUGUUGGGGCUGAACGCUGUACGUGGAAGUUUGUAGAUUUCCAUAAAAAGUUAAGGGAAAGAGGCCUUGUUCGACCUUUUACUGGUCUUGAGGAUAUGUCAGAAAGCUGGAGUUACCCACCUCUAAACGAUACUUCAGAGGCCGCAAACCAAGUUCGUAAAGCGCUUGCCGAGCGUGGGUGGAGAUUGAGGCCGUAAAAACAAUUUUUCUACUGUUUGUGUGGAUGUUUAAUCUAUUUGCGCGAAAUGUGUGUUUACAACAGUUUGUGUUUUACUAUUUCUUCAAGUUGCAGCAUUUCCUCUUGAAAUAGAGAUAGAAGAACCACAGACGACACAUACAUAAAAUGUUUAUAAAGCCUUGGUAGCUGUUGCAUAUUUGUUCUGCACAAUGAUUAUUGACUUCAUUAAUGCGGCCUGUAUGUACAUAAGGAUACUUUGAGUUGGAUUCAAUUGAAUAAUGUAAAAUGCAAUUAAAUUUGUUUGGACAAAGUAUUGGCCUUGGUUCGGUA
Messenger RNA from Striga asiatica, 1948 nucleotides. NCBI's taxonomy places the organism in Eukaryota, Viridiplantae, Streptophyta, Magnoliopsida, Lamiales, Orobanchaceae. The record is from the annotation of a GenBank genome assembly.